UGCGCGCGGACUUUGGCGUGGGUGGGGGACGGCCGGGGGUCUCGCUUCCUCCCUCUGAACUGAAAGUUAUGCGCAAAAACGCCAUUAUGAAGACUGCGUGGCACCAGCGCCAGCCCCGUCCCUGCUUCGGCUGCUUUUGCUCUCCCGCGCCGCCCGCAUCUGAAGCACCGCUCCGGAGGCCUGAGUGGGGAGGAGCCGCCGCCGCGCCCCUCCCAGGAAGCCGCUCCGUCCUGCCUGCCCAGAGCCGCCCUCUGGCGCCGCCACCACCAGGCACGCGGGCCGGGCAAGAUGGCGAUGGCGGGGAGCGCGCGGGGUCUGGGCCGGAGCCGGUUCCGCGGCUGCCUGCUCGGGGCGCUGCUGGGCGACUGCCUGGGCGGAGGCUUCGAGGGCAUGGAGACGGUGGACCCCGCUGCGCUCUUGCGCUUCGUGCGCGCCCUCCAGCCGGCGGGGGCGGCCGCAGCCGAGGAACAGCAGCAGCAGCAGCAGGAGGAGGAGGAGAAGGAGAAAGAGCCGGAGCGCAGCGACAAAAUCCUCUGGUACAGUGAUGACACCGCGAUGACCCACUCUCUGGUGAGGUCGCUGUUGGCCAAGCAGGAUUUUGACGAAGUGGAUAUGGCCAAGCGGUUUGCUGAGGAAUACAAGAGAGACCCUGAACGAGGCUAUGGAGCGGGCGUGACUACUGUGUUCAAGAAACUGCUCAGCCCCAAAUGCAAGGAUGUUUUGGAGCCAGCCAGGCAGCAGUUUAACGGGAAGGGGUCCUAUGGGAACGGCGGCGCCAUGAGAGUGGCGGGCAUUUCGCUGGCUUACUCCAGCGUCCAAGAUGUGAAGAAGUUUGCAAAGCUGAGUGCAGAGCUGACCCACGCCAACUCCUUGGGCUACAACGGGGCCAUCCUGCAGGCCUUGGCCGUUCACUAUGCCCUCCAGGGGGAACUGGACCGAGAGAAGUUCCUGCAGCAGCUGAUCGGCCACAUGGAGGAUGUGGAGGCGGACGACAAGUCUGUGGCUGACGCACGGCUGCUGGGCUAUGAGGAAUUCCCCUUUUCAAAGCGGCUGAAGAAGAUCAAAGAGUUUUUGGAGCAGAGCACCGUCCCCAAGUCGGACGUGGUGUCUGAGCUGGGCAACGGCAUUGCUGCUCUGCACUCGGUCCCCACGGCCAUCUACUCCUUCCUGCGCUGCCUGGAGCCUCAGCCGGACAUCCCCGAGGCCUUCAACAGCCUGCAGCGGACCAUCUUCUACUGCAUCUCGCUGGGUGGGGACACAGACACCAUUGCGACCAUGGCUGGGGCCGUUGCCGGGGCUUACUGUGGGGAAGAGCAGGUGCCUCCCGGCUGGAAGCAGAGCUGCGAAGCCUUCGAGGAGGCGGAGAAGCUGGCCGACAGCUUGUAUGAACUCUACAGCCAGCGGCACUGACCCCUGGAGCGGUCAGAGCAGCCUCCCUGGCGAAAGCCGUCUGAAUGAGGGACUGGUUCUUCGAGGGCAGCAUGCCUAGGGAGUCCUGUGUGGCCAAGAAAGGCUCCUGCUGUCUCCAAGCGCUCAGAAGGACCCCCCGGCCACCUGCAUCGUCUCUUAUUUUCUGCUACUCUCUCUGACUUCCAAGAUUUCUGUUAUUAACUCUUGGCUGCAGGUAACCCUCUUUGUGUUGGGCAUCUCGGCGUCUCAGGCUGCUGGGCCCAAAAUGGGCUUUGUGGGGUUUGGCCGGCAUGUUCUCGGCAGAGUGGUCGGGACCCUCUGGGGCUGGUCUCUGCUGGUAAGGGCAGAAUGAAGAGCCGCAGCUUGGAAGGGUCUCCAAGGUUGGAGACGUUGCACUCCAAGCAACGUUGGGGCGGAAGUUCAUUGUAGGGAAGCUGCAUUCUUUGUGAAAAGCCAAACCUCGUUACUAGUGGGGUUUCCAUUUCUCCCUUACCACCGUGAGUAAUGGAACUGCAAGUAUUGAGGCAUUAUACCUUUGGGAAAAGAAGGAUUAGGUUCCAGAAUGGGGGAAAAGGAUGAAAACACAAAAAUAAUGUCGACUGCCAACUGUAAAGUGCUCUCAUGUGCUCAGGAAUGCCCCCCAAAACUGCAAAAAAAUUGUGGGGGAAAGAGUGGUUUUUAUUUUUUAAUUUUUUUUUAAAAAAAAAGUCACAAAAUGGCUCCUCCUGUCUCUGGGCUCCUGCAGACAAAAUGGCAGCCACAGUCACUUCCAGGCCUCAAGGAACCACGGACACAUAGAUUUUAAUCAUUUAGUAUCCACGGAUACUGGAAAUAGGUGUCAAUUAGACAUCCGUAAAUACAUGGAACUACCAGUCACAGUUCCACCAACAACAAGGUUCUACUGUAAUGAUCUUUCCCCUCUCUAAUUCCUGCAGAGGGUUAGGGGCACCAAAUUAGGAAACUGACCCCAAUCAGCUUAUGUUGACAAAUCCCAGUUCUCCCUCUCUAUCCCAGGCUAUUCUCUCUCCACUCAACCCCACAUUUAUGAUACACUGAUAUGAAGGAGUUAACACCCUUUUGGAAUGGCUUUGGUGCAAUGUCUCCUCAGGAGUCCCCAGCGCCACUGAGUAAAUUCAAACCAGUUACUGGGGGAAUUAAAAUCAGCUGCAGUACAGAUCCUGCCCAGUAAACUUAAAAAACAAAAAAAAGUGUAUGCCAGAUAGCACCCAGCUAACUAGUGGUGGUAGACUAGCUGGCACUGUAUUUUCCUAUUUACGUUAUAUUGUUUCUUUUCUGUGCCUGAAUCUUGCUCACUCCUUGUUCCGGUUACAUGAAUAAAACCUUGGUGUUUCUUGCA
This is a messenger RNA of Hemicordylus capensis (graceful crag lizard), 2767 nucleotides long. It is a transcript of the gene ADPRS, whose product is annotated as ADP-ribosylserine hydrolase. The record is from RefSeq and is a predicted model, not a curated record. The transcript has 6 exons. The coding region runs from base 289 to 1410 and encodes 373 amino acids. Gene Ontology annotation, cellular component: nucleus; mitochondrion. NCBI's taxonomy places the organism in Eukaryota, Metazoa, Chordata, Lepidosauria, Squamata, Cordylidae.